AAAUUUAUACCAUAUUUACGGCGCAUUAAUGCUUCAAUUAAUAUAUAUGUCCAUAAAGUAAGUGUAAAGAUGUCGUAGUUCAUUGACUAUUUGUUAUCCACAAUGAAGAGUCAAAAUUAUAAAAUUAAAUAUCUUUAGUUCAUUGAAUCCGUAUAACUCAGUACUGUAUAAAAACUAGGUUUAAAAGUUUAAUAUUAGGUUACAAAAAUAAAGGAGAAAUCCACAUGGAUGCCCACCACGUCUCAUAUCUAUAAAAUGCAAAACAUGUGGAUGCAUGAAGAUCCCAUAGACUGCACAUUAAAAGAAACACAUACUUACCAGAAAGUCAGAGAGAGAUGGCUAAUACUGUAGAACAAGACGCAAUGUAUCCAUCCUUUGUAGACGCAAGAAUUUCAUUCUCCAAUGAUUUUGCAGACAGUGAUCAUCUGACGCUUCAUCAGACAAUUUCAUCAAGAAAGGAUCAGAUGAAGUACAAGGAAGCUCCUGUUUCGUCUGAUUUCAAAUUCAAUGUCGAAAACUACGGUUUUAUUUCUGCGGCUGAUGAGAUCUUCUUUGGUGGAGUUUUGUUGCCAUUGGAGAAGACUCAUCAGCGAAAAGUGACCACACUUAGAGAAGAGCUAAGCGUUCAAGAUUCAGACCGUACGAACUCAAAGGGAUCUCGUAAUUGGUGGAAACUAGGUCUAAGUAAGCCCAAGAAAAUUCACUCCAAGAACAACAACAACUUCCACCUUCCCCACAAAUCUCAGAAUUGUCUUGCGAGUAUAUUGGAAUCUGAUGACUGAACGAUGGGCUCCUAAAACAUUUAGCUAAUUACGACGAACUAGACUUCUAAUGCUAAUGACAAAAUAAUUUAUUUCCGAUUUUUUAUUGUUCUUGUUUUUCAUUGAGUUCUCGACUUAUCUCCUAUUAUAAUGUAGUUUCCCCGUUAUUCUGACCUGUGAUCGUAUCUUCAUUAUAAAUAAGCAAUUCGUAUGCAAUUGGUUUAGUA
Molecule: messenger RNA, 988 nt
Organism: Brassica napus (rape)
Lineage: Eukaryota; Viridiplantae; Streptophyta; Magnoliopsida; Brassicales; Brassicaceae
Exons: 2
Coding region: 336-782 (148 amino acids)
Source: RefSeq, a predicted model, not a curated record